Messenger RNA from Cylas formicarius (sweet potato weevil), 4305 nucleotides. RefSeq names its product bumetanide-sensitive sodium-(potassium)-chloride cotransporter (gene Ncc69). Gene Ontology annotation, biological process: potassium ion homeostasis; sodium ion transmembrane transport; potassium ion import across plasma membrane. Gene Ontology annotation, cellular component: membrane. The record is from RefSeq and is a predicted model, not a curated record. The coding region runs from base 371 to 3478 and encodes 1035 amino acids. Gene Ontology annotation, molecular function: sodium:potassium:chloride symporter activity. The transcript is spliced from 17 exons. Lineage: Eukaryota; Metazoa; Arthropoda; Insecta; Coleoptera; Brentidae.
UCAACAGCUGUCCCGGACAAUAUGUGGUCUGAACUUUAGUAGUUUUGCACCCAGUACGACCGGAAUAUAAACCUCCGUUCGCCCCACACAUUCACGAUGAAAGACACGUUCGGAGUUCCUUCUACCCGCCCUAUCGGAAAGAAAAAUUGUUUUGUAACGCUUGUAUAGCCUCUCUGAUGGGUUGACGGUUAGGAUUAAAAUCGGCGAUUGAGGACAGACUUGCCGGGUGUUCUAAAAAGCUACCGUAAAAUUCUUCGAACACGUGGAAAUAUUUAUAUAUUUUUAGUUAUCUCGUUCGAACGUCGGUAUAAGCAUUUUCACAUACACGCCUAAAGGCAACGUAAUUUUUAUUGAUACGCUUUCGUCAGCCAUGAUGGCCACCGAUGAACCACUGGAACUUGAGGAGUUGGAACCGUCUGUGGAAAAAAGAACGCGCUUUCAAGUCAACAGAGUUAGAACCGAAAGCACUAACGACCAUUACGGAAGAUCUACUGACCCGGAUCAAGAAAAUGAUAGCGAAGACGACGAUAUCGCAACCAGUGACACAACCAGGUUGAAUGUGGAUUAUCACAGCAAAAGUUUAAGACGGCUUACGAGAGAAGCUCUUCCCCGCAUUGACAAUUAUAGAAAUGUUACGUCGAUUCAAGCCACGAACAGACCAACAUUGGAGGAACUUCACAGCGCAACUUUAGGCAAGGAAGUGGCGUCAAAAAAUGAACAAACUGGCAGCAUAAUUACAACUGAACGUCAAAUUAAAUUUGGAUGGAUCCAGGGCGUGCUGGUGCGAUGUCUUUUGAACAUUUGGGGCGUUAUGCUCUUCCUCAGAUUAUCUUGGGUGGUAGCUCAGACUGGAAUUGGCUUGGCAAUAUUAUUAAUAUUAACAACCACAAUAGUUACAUCUAUAACAGCUUUGUCAAUGUCUGCGAUAAGCACAAACGGAGUAAUAAAAGGGGGCGGAACUUAUUACAUGAUAUCUAGAAGCUUGGGUCCAGAGUUUGGCGGAUCCAUAGGUUUGAUAUUCUCACUGGCCAAUGCGGUGGCCUGCGCAAUGUACGUCGUUGGUUUCUGCGAAUCUCUACAAGACUUGAUUAGGCGGCCCAUAGUUGAUGGUGGUAUUAAUGAUGUCCGAAUUAUUGGAUGCAUUACUUUGGUUGUUUUGACCGGUAUUGUUGUUUUUGGCAUGGAGUGGGAAGCUAAAGCUCAAUUGGUUUUACUUGUUAUACUAUUGGUCGCCAUUUUUGAUUUUCUAAUAGGAUGUUUUAUGGGACCGCGGAACGACGAAAAACGAGCCAAAGGCUUUGUGGGGUUUAACGAAACUGUGAUUUGGACUAACAUGUUUCCAGACUACAGAGACCACGAAAAUAUCAGUUAUGAUUUCUUCAAAGUUUUUGCGGUAUUUUUCCCGGCUGCUACAGGUAUACUAGCCGGUGCUAAUAUAUCAGGAGACUUAAAGGAUCCCCAAAAAGCCAUCCCGAAGGGUACUCUGCUCGCUAUUUUUAUCACUACUAUGUCUUAUAUCGUGAUAGCGAUAUUAGUCGGAUGUACUGUACUUCGAGAUGCAACAGGAAAUGUAGAUGAUUAUCUUAAUGGGAAUCUUCCUAAUCCUAAAAGCGAUAAUUUGUCUUAUAUCUAUGGUUUACACAAUAGCUUCCAGGUUAUUGAACUAGUAUCUGGGGAAGGUUCUCUUAUUUACGCUGGAUGUUUCGCAGCCACCUUGUCCUCAGCUUUAGCCUCACUAGUAUCAGCCCCGAAAGUAUUUCAAGCACUAUGCAAAGACAAAUUAUAUCCAUUUAUAGAGUUCUUUGGGAAAGGUUUUGGUGCCAACAAUGAACCAAUCCGGGGUUACAUUCUAACUUUCGUUAUUGCGAUCGGAUUUAUUUUGAUAGGGGAACUAAAUAUGAUCGCACCCCUUAUCUCAAAUUUCUUUUUGGCGGCUUAUACCUUGAUUAACUUUUCCACCUUCCAUGCUUCAUUGGCAAAGCCAGUGGGCUGGAGACCCACUUUUAAGUAUUAUAACAUGUGGCUGAGUCUACUAGGUGCUGUUCUGUGUGUUGUGGUCAUGUUUUUGAUUUCAUGGUGGACUGCCUUAAUUACACUAGCUGUAAUUUUAGCUCUAUAUCUAAUCGUUUCUUAUAGAAAGCCAAAUGUUAAUUGGGGAUCGACAACUCAAGCCCAAAUUUAUAAAAAUGCGCUUCAAGCUGUGCAUCAACUCGAGUCGGUCGAAGAGCAUGUUAAAAAUUAUCGUCCCCAAAUUUUGGUUCUGGUUGGUUUGCCUAGUUCCAGGCCAGCUCUGGUUAAUUUUGCACACAUUAUCACCAAAAACCUCUCAUUAAUGAUAUGUGGGCAUGUAAUUACCGAGCAUCUGUCCCAGAGAACGAGAAAUAUUUUAAAUUAUAAGGCGAGCGAAUGGAUAAAAGCGCAUAAAUUGAAAGCCUUUUAUCAAGAGGUCGACGGAGUGUCUCUGCAAGAAGGCGCUAAAUCUUUAAUGGGUGUUUCGGGAAUCGGGAAGUUAAAACCGAAUAUUUUGUUGAUAGGUUACAAAACCGAUUGGCAAACUUGUCCAGGGAUUGAAUUGAUAAAUUAUUUUGAAGUACUGCAUGAAGCAUUUGGAAUACAUUUAGGACUCGGAAUAUUGAGGCUUCCAGAUGGUCUAGAUGUGGACAAAAGCUUGAACGAUUCCGAUACCGUGUCUUCAAAAAUGCCAGGGUUCACUCUGCGAACACAGUCAUACAGCCAAUUAUCCCAAGGUAGCAGUGGUAGUGAACAGUCUUUAGCAAACAUAGAAGACAAAGUAAGUGUAGCUCCCAACAUGGAAGAUGGCAAAAUUGGCAGCAGAGGCAAACAUUCCGUCACCGAAUCUGCUGCAGAUUUGGCUUCGGAAGGUCAAUCAGACCAUGUUCUAGGAAAUUUGUUCUUUCAAAGAAGACCUAAACGUACAGGCACUAUAGACGUGUGGUGGUUGUAUGAUGAUGGAGGUUUAACACUGCUUUUGCCUUAUAUAAUCACCACAAGAAGAAACUUCAUAAACUGCAAGUUGAGAGUAUUUGCAUUAGCCAAUAAACGGGAAGAGUUGGAAAUGGAGCACAGGAACAUGGCCAGCAUGUUAGCUAAAUUUAGGAUAGAAUACUCUGAUUUGCAAAUAGUACCAGAUAUCAUAUCACCCCCUUCAGAAGGAACACAAUCAUUUUUUACCAAUUUGAUAGCCAAUUUUCGACAGAACUCUGAAGAUACGCUUUACAUCAGCGACGCGGAACUAAUGGCCGUAAAGGACAAGACGAAUCGUCACAUGCGGUUAAGAGAAUUACUGCUAAGUCACUCCCACGAGGCGACUAUGGUAGUGAUUACCUUGCCUAUUCCUAGAAAAAGUAUUGUGUCCGCACCUUUAUAUUUAGCAUGGCUAGAACUUCUCACAAGAGAUAUGCCUCCAACUUUGUUGGUGCGCGGGAAUCAGACAUCUGUUUUAACGUUUUAUUCUUAGGUUAGAUAUCUACGAUUGCCUAUUUAUGACAAACGUUUUAUUUAUUUUGUAGGGUUUUUAACCUGUCAUAUAUAUGUUGCACCAGUAAAAGAACCUGUCAUAUAGGAAUUCAAUUACUUUUUGAAACUAGUGUGUUGGUGCAAAUUAAUAACCCCUUUGGUAGUUCUUACCAGUGUCAAUCAUGAGUGCCAAACUCAUUUUUUUGAAAGGAACAGGCAUAAUCAGACUGAAAGCAUAAAAAAGUAUUUUUAUUACUCCCGUCUUCAGUUCCGUUCAGAUAUUCCAAACCAGUUGUGUUUCUUGCUAGAAAUACAUUGCACAUUUGUUACAAAUUAACCUAGAUUUCAAAUUUUAUGGAAUCUCAAAAGUGUUAUGUAAAAAAUGAGAUUAGGUACGGAAGAGAUCUUUACUCGUCUGUAAUUGUCACCAUCAAUAGUUGAAAAGAAAUAUAUUUGACACCUAUGGAUAUAUCAUAAGAAUAAUAGUACUGAGAAAUAAACACCUUUCAGCCUAAAUCAGAUAUACUGUCCAUACUACUGUAUCAUGAAAGUAAGGCUGAUUUGUGAACAUAUAACAUUUUGCUCUUUAAAGGAUUGUGUUGUUUGCUGAAAAAAUAAUUAUAAACACCAUGUCUCAUAGAUUUCCACAUCUUACCCUACUACCACUGUUUCAAGAAUUUCAUCUACCUAUGCAAAAAAAAACAGUACUUUCUGGAAUAAUUUCUUACUUUGAAAGUGAAUUCACUUAUUUGUAAAUUAUCAAAAGGAGAAAAAAUAACAUAAAUACUAUUUAUUCAAAUCAAGUCAAUAAUAACUCAACAAAUAAAU